CUCUAAAUACGAGGAUACAAAGUUAGAAAGGACAGCCAGCACAUAACGUGGUCUCAGCUCAUUGUAUUUAUCUUCCAACUUCAAUCCCGUCCGUCCGAUCAGUAUCUGAUCUAACGGGACACAUUCCUCCACGCUUCUACUUCAUUGUCUUUUGAUUCACUCAAUUCGUCAUGGCUCGUAUAUCUCCACGAUUACACUCUCUUCCCCGUACGAUCCAAAUGUAAUCCGACGGGUGAAAAUCUCCCUGCACUGCACACUUCUCUGUGCCGUUCUCCCACUUGAUAAUGAUAUCCCGCUCUUUUUCUCUGUCCAAAGGCCACAAAAAUUUCUUCCAUUUUUCUUCCCCUGUAAAGAAGAAAUGCAAGAACAAGCGACUAGUUCAAUCGCAGCCAAUUCUCUGCCGUCCAGCAGUGAGAGAUCUUCGAGUUCUGCUCUUCAACUUGAAGUCAAAGAAGGAAUGGAGAGCGACGAGGAAAUUAGAAGAGUGCCGGAAUUCGGCGGUGAACCGGCUGGAACUUCAGCCUCAGGUCGAGACGGCGGUUCAGUUGCGGGUGCAGAUCGAGCACAGGCUCCAGGGGAGGGUCAGAGUCAGAGAAAGAGAGGAAAGAGCCCAGCUGACAAAGAAAACAAGCGGUUAAAGAGGUUGCUGAGAAACAGAGUUUCAGCCCAACAAGCAAGGGAGAGGAAGAAAGCAUACUUGAAUGAGUUGGAAACCAGAGUCAAAGACUUGGAAAAGAAGAACUCUGAGCUUGAAGAGAGGCUUUCCACGUUGCAGAAUGAAAAUCAGAUGCUUAGACAUUUUGGAAGCAGGUGGGAGCAAGCGGUGAUUUGAACCGAGCUGGAGUUGAACAGAGAGGACUCUUUAGUUCGGUUUCAAAUUUCAAUCCCCUGAGCCUUGAAUCGGAAUUGCUGAAAUCGGUUCGGGGGCUACCCUUCCGUGGUUGGUUAUAAAAUUUGUGAUAUUUCAAAUUUUUUGUUGCAGAUAUUGAAAAAUACAACAGCAAGCAGGAGAGGAGGCAGCAGCAAUGGUAAUGCAGAUGGUUCUUUGUGAGUGAGAAAUUUACAAGUGAUUAUGGAAUUAUGUGGAUUUCAUGGCAAUUUCAUUCAUUUUAAAAUUGUACCAUGGUUUUAAUAAAGUUAAAAAGAGUUCUAUAUUGACGCAA
Messenger RNA from Hevea brasiliensis (rubber tree), 1163 nucleotides. RefSeq names its product transcription factor HY5. Gene Ontology annotation, molecular function: DNA-binding transcription factor activity, RNA polymerase II-specific. Gene Ontology annotation, biological process: response to far red light; positive regulation of transcription by RNA polymerase II; red or far-red light signaling pathway. Gene Ontology annotation, cellular component: nucleus. Bases 359 to 832 code for a protein of 157 amino acids. The transcript has 4 exons. The record is from RefSeq and is a predicted model, not a curated record. NCBI's taxonomy places the organism in Eukaryota, Viridiplantae, Streptophyta, Magnoliopsida, Malpighiales, Euphorbiaceae.